Morus notabilis is the source of this 1004-nucleotide messenger RNA. RefSeq names its product LOB domain-containing protein 4. Bases 179 to 730 code for a protein of 183 amino acids. The transcript has 2 exons. Lineage: Eukaryota; Viridiplantae; Streptophyta; Magnoliopsida; Rosales; Moraceae. The record is from RefSeq and is a predicted model, not a curated record.
UUUCUUUCUUUAUCAAUCUGCGUCUACUCUAGUCUUGGAUAGGGCAUUGUCUCUAAAUUUAAGGGCAAGGUACCCUACAAAACGAAGAGUUCCAACUUGUCGUUUAGCGUAUUUGCCAAGUAGUAGUAGAAGUGAGUGAAAAAGUAGCCACCACGGUAGCUCUCUGGUGGGGGUGACCAUGAAGGACAAUAACUCCGGAUCAGGAAGCAGAAAGCAGGGCGCUCCUUCGCCCUGCGCGGCGUGCAAGCUUCUCAGGCGAAGAUGCGCCCAGGAUUGUGUUUUCUCUCCUUAUUUUCCUGCCGAUGAGCCUCAGAAAUUUGCCAACGUGCACAAGGUUUUUGGUGCCAGUAAUGUCAGCAAGAUGUUGCAGGAGUUGCCGCUCCACCAAAGAGGAGAUGCAGUCAGUAGCAUGGUCUAUGAAGCAAAUGCCAGGGUCAGGGACCCAGUGUACGGCUGUGUUGGGGCCAUUUCAUCUCUGCAACAACAGAUCGAUGUCCUCCAGGCCCAAUUGGCUCUGGCCCAAGCAGAGGUAGUCCACUUGCGGGUUCGGCAGAGUGCGCCUUUGUCAAAUCAUGGGCUGAGCCCAGCUAGCCCAAGUAACAGCGGCUCUCCCUCGUCCAAGUUCGUGGGCUCUCAGGCCAAGCCCAUUUUCGACAUGGAUAUGACAGUGGACCAAUCCACCUACGGAGAGACGUGUGGUCAUGCCGGCUUAAUUUCCGGAUUCUACUAAUUAAUACUACACAUAUAAAUAUAUAUAUAUAUAUAUAUUUGAGUACUUAAAACUCUUGUCCGCCUUAGGUUUAAUUUAUUUUUAUUUAAACCUUACUAUACAUCUGGAUCCAUCGGUAGGGAUGGGGCGGCGGUGAUGGCAGCGCACAGCUGAGGCGAAGAAGCGGUGGUGGAGGCCAUUCGCCCGCUUUGGUCUUAAUUAAUUUUGAUUAACUAGGGAUUAAUGUACAGACGACUUAACUUUUUGAAGGAGUGGGUCAUUAUAAACUAGCUAA